AUGGGCCGACGACAAUUUUUAACGCGUUUGGCCCUAGGUCGCUCGGCCUUCGAAGCAGACGUGGAAGAGCCCACAGGAUCAAAUGAGUCUCGGGGAAACUCUGCCACUGUACAGGAUGAUGGCACGACCCAGCAGUACGAUGGCAAGGGCAGACAGGUCAAUCCUGAGAUAGAUGCCUUCAAUGCAGAAAUGCGAAAGGCUCAGAAUGAAGUGCUAGCUCUUGUCGGCGUAGUCGAGAGGAAAGACCAUGUGGAUCAAGUCAAUGAACUUCGCUUCAAAUACAUUCACAAGCAUCGUCAGGAACUCUUGCAUGAGGAGCACGAGCGAGGCGACCUUCUUGAAUAUGUCUUCAUCCCUGUCAGGUUCUUCAGCCAUCUAUGGACCGAUGCUUUCAGACAGCGCAUCCAGAUUGGCUACUACGACUCUUCUCGGACCAUGGCAGAGAUCUUAAGCACAGAAUGGGCAGCCAUGUGGCGAGGCGGCACGAAAUGGUCUCUGGCGACUCGCUUUCCUGCUCUAGGCGACACCAUUGCCCACAUCUGCGUCAGAAUACCUCUGCUCCUGGUCGGCGAGCAACUGACUGGAACCAUGCAGAACGCAGUUCUCCGACGAAAAGGUAUCACGCGCAAAACCAGACAGAAUAUGUACACAGCCAUCAAUGUCCUUUUCGAGAGCCUGGCCUUGGGAAUCGACAUCUUUCUCCUCCCCAUGGAAUUCCACGCCUGCGCCCAGCAACUCGGUCUCGCACCGGUCCUCCCACUCUUUCCAUCCUGGACGACAUUCAUUCCCUGGCACCCAGACAGCUUCCACAAAUUCGGCUGGAAACCACUCGCCAACCUUGGGAUCCUCAGCUCGCUCACAUCACCAGCGGUUCUCCUCCUCUUCCACAAACUGAUCCAUUACGACAUCGUAGACUACGACAUACCCAUCUUCUCCCUCCUAACCGAUUUCCGCUACCCCCCAAUCACAGAAGAAGUCCGCGACGUCCCCGUACCAAAACGUCUAGACAUUUUCGGCUGCCUCAUGCACUACUGCUAUACUCUCCGCCAGCACAUCAUGCAAUGGACAGGCUGGAACGUAAUCACACGCGAAAGAAAACCAACCCGAGCAAAAGACUACGAAAACGACACCGUCAUCCCAACCCCCCGAACCGCGAAAUGGCCAAUACACAGGAGUACAGCCCUCGCCCACCUCCCCGCCCAACUCCUAGCCGAAUUCCUCGACGAAUUCUUCUCCCGCAUAAUCUGCCUCCCAUUCGAAACCCUAGUCUCAAGAUCCGUAGCGAAAAAAUUCUUUUCAAAAAACAACCCACACCUCUACCUCCCCUUCGGCGGCGGUCCAAUCUCCAGCUUCUGCCGUUCCCCCUCAUCCACAACAUUCUCAAACGCGGGGAAAUAUCUCAGUCGUCUGGGACUUUCUAUCGCGCUUACAUGCACGCUUGAUACGAUACUUUUCUUCGCCGCGUAUCGUACGGUCAGGCAUAUGGGUGUGGAGCAUUUCGAUUGGGGACGGAAAGGGAGGAUUGGGAAGUUGAUUUAUACUGAGGAGGGGAUGGAGGGGGUUAAUGGGAGGGAUUUGGUGGAGGAAGAGAUGGGGUGA
Messenger RNA from Pseudocercospora fijiensis CIRAD86, 1599 nucleotides. RefSeq lists its product as uncharacterized. NCBI's taxonomy places the organism in Eukaryota, Fungi, Ascomycota, Dothideomycetes, Mycosphaerellales, Mycosphaerellaceae. The record is from RefSeq and is a predicted model, not a curated record. The transcript has a single exon. The coding region runs from base 1 to 1599 and encodes 532 amino acids.